GAACCCAAACAGGAAGUUCCCUGCCUGCAGUUUCCGUGUACCGCUCAUGGUUUUCCAUUAAUGCUAUCCUACAAAUUUCUUCCAGAACAUAGUAAUUUUUUUUUUCUACGCUUACAAUAAAUAGAUUUUGAAAAAGUACUCAAAUGACUUGGAUUAUACGCGGGCUAAUUAGGCUCAGUUGCCUCGCUGGUAACAACUGUUUUGCUGACGAUAGCUACACUACAGGUGACUACACUACAGGCCGAGGUAGCUCCGCUUCUAACUGGAGGACGUGGUUAAGCGUCAGAAUCAGUUAGCUUCACAAUCGCAGCGUGGGUUAAACUUGCUCAUCUGGGAUCGGCGACUGUUUUCUGUGUCUUCCCGCCCCUUUGCUCCUCGUUCCGCGAUGGAUGACGGCGCGAGAGCCUCGGUGACGCAGCUCGUGCUGCUGGCCACGAGCUCCGCGCUCACGGCCGCGUGCUACUGCGUGUACAGGAUGAGGUCACACACCGCGUCCCGCCUCCAGGAAGCAAAAAAAUUGUCCAUCGAUCAGGAUUUGAAGAAGAUCCUUUCAGCAUCACCGGGAAAGUGUGUUCCAUAUGCAGUAAUUGAAGGUGUUGUGAGAUCUGUGAAAGAAACACUUAACAGUCAGUUUGUGGACAGCUGUCAAGGAGUAAUUCAGAGGUUGAACUUGCGAGAACAUAAAAUGGUAUGGAAUCGGACAACACAUCUCUGGAAUGACUGUGAGAAAAUCAUACAUCAGCGUACCAAUGCGGUUCCCUUCGACUUGGUCAGCCACGACGACAGCGUGGCUUCCAGGGUGAGGGUCAUACGACCUCUCGAUGCAGCCGAGCUGGAACUGGAGAUCACUUAUGAGAACUUUCACCCUGUGAACCAGUCGUUCACAGACGCCAUCGGCCACUUCAUCAGCGGCGAGCGCCCAAAGGGCAUCAAGGAGACAGAGGAGAUGUUGCGCUUGGGGGAGUGCGUGACAGGGGUGGGAGAGCUGAUUCUGGAACACAACCUGAUUCGGUUGCAGCCUCCUAAACAAGGCCUGCAGUACUUCCUCAGCCGUUUGGACCAUAAAUCUUUGCUGACAAAGCAACGGUCUUCGGCCAGGUUGUGGAAGGUUCUCACAGUUAUUUUUGGCAUUGCCACUUGUGCUGUCCUCUACUUUAUCCUAAAGAGGCAGUACGCACACUACAGGGAGAAGCGCAAAAGGAAGAACAUCGAGGACGAGUUCAGGGAGUUUCAGAGGAAGAGGCAGCAUGAGCUGAACUUGCCAGAGGAGGCCAUGUCCCCCAACACCUGCAUUAUCUGCCUGAGCUGCGAGCGCUCCACUGUCUUCCUGGAGUGCGGCCACGUCUGCUCCUGCGAGAAGUGCUACCACCUGCUACCUGUCCCAAAGAAGUGUCCCAUCUGCAGGAGCACCAUCGAUAGGGUCGUUCCUUUAUACAACAGUUAACGGGGUGGUG
This is a messenger RNA of Scleropages formosus (Asian bonytongue), 1454 nucleotides long. RefSeq names its product mitochondrial E3 ubiquitin protein ligase 1 (gene mul1). Gene Ontology annotation, cellular component: mitochondrion. The record is from RefSeq and is a predicted model, not a curated record. Gene Ontology annotation, molecular function: ubiquitin-protein transferase activity. Gene Ontology annotation, biological process: protein ubiquitination; organelle organization. Bases 386 to 1444 code for a protein of 352 amino acids. Lineage: Eukaryota; Metazoa; Chordata; Actinopteri; Osteoglossiformes; Osteoglossidae. The transcript is spliced from 5 exons.